This is a messenger RNA of Sphaeramia orbicularis (orbiculate cardinalfish), 6233 nucleotides long. Its product is annotated as 7SK snRNA methylphosphate capping enzyme-like. Gene Ontology annotation, biological process: snRNA modification. Bases 368 to 2527 code for a protein of 719 amino acids. Gene Ontology annotation, molecular function: O-methyltransferase activity; RNA methyltransferase activity; snRNA binding. The transcript is spliced from 5 exons. Lineage: Eukaryota; Metazoa; Chordata; Actinopteri; Kurtiformes; Apogonidae. The record is from RefSeq and is a predicted model, not a curated record.
GUGGCUGGAACUCGGAGCCCGGAUGCGCCGCCAUGCCGACUCUCCCAGCGAAUGGAAUAAUUUAUUCACCAACCUGCCUGACACUGGGCGACUAGGAGUUGACUCAAGAAGUCAGCAAGGCAGUUUGGAGGACAGAGGAGCUUUUGGACGGGGGCAGACUACCACAAAAGACCCGUGCCGUGUGUGCUUCUGUGGCUGUGACUGCCACGGCUGCAUCGGCGUGGGGGUACUUGUGUGUAUUAGCUUAGCUACGUUAGCGUUAGCUCGAGUGGAGAGUGCGGGGUAGUGACAGUCCGGCCGGAGGCGGGGAGAACGGAGAGAUCCAGAAAAACUUUCAUGUCUGCAUCCAUUUUGGAAAUCACUAGAGAUGUCUGUUGAUGAGGAGACUGUAAAAACUGGCAGUCCUCAGGCCAGUUCAACUUCAUCUCUACAGCUGUCAGAAUGUACUGGAGGUUACGGUAAUAUAUCAGCAAUUGUGGAGGGUACUGCAGCCACACCUGACUUUGCAGCUGCCUGUCCUGUCCCAGGCUCUGCAGCUUCACCAAAACACACCAGCACAACUGACACUCUUAGCCCCUCAGAGAACACUGGACAGAGAGCCAGAGGGAAUGAAAAUAACAUCAAUCGCAGGAAUAGCUUUCAUCAUUCCAAACAACAGCAACAGAUGAAACUAACAAAGCGCCGCAACACAGCAAAUCCAAGCUUCAAGCAUCCGACAUCUGGCAAGAGGAGACGAAGGGCCAACUCUGAGAGUGACUCUGUCCUUCCCACCAACUUCCUCUUAGGUGGAAAUAUUUUUGACCCACUGAAUCUCAACAGCCUGCUAGAUGAGGAGGUCAACAAGGCACUGAAUGCAGAGACGCCCAAAUCCUCUCCCCUGCCAGCAAAGAGUCGAGACCCAGUGGAGAUCCUCAUCCCAAGAGACAUCACAGAUCCACUCAACCUGAACAGUGGAAUAGCAGACAGCAGCUUUUUGAUUUCUCCAUACAAGAGUGGAGGCAGGAAGAGACAUCGCAACAGACACCAUGGAGGAGGUGGAGGUAUUUCAGCCACACAGGUCAACCUCCCAGAAUCAGGGAGAAAUGAGGUAAAAAGUGGCUCCUGUGCACCACUUCCAGGUACUUUAGCUUCGUGCUCCACACUAGAUAUCUCCAAAGAAUCAAACAGUUUCUCCAGUAUCACAGGAGAUUCUCAUGAACAUUUAACUGACAGCUCAGCUAGUUGCAAAGAGGAGAUUACACCAGUAUCCUUGGAAGAUUCCACUUCCUCCUUAUCAGGGGUACCAAAUCAUCACACAAGCAGACGCAAGCGAAGGCGCAAUUCUGGUAAAAUUGACCCUCCUGUGACCCAUUCUACCCCCCUCGUAAAGUCAGGAUCAGACAGGAAUAGUAGCACAGGAUCUUCUCAUUCCUUUCACACACCUAGAGGCGGUCCCAAAACUGGGCCUGGAGGUCGUCCACAUCAGCAACCCUACAACCAGGUGAAGGACCAGCAGAGGAAGAAGUUUCAAUAUGGGAAUUACAACAAGUAUUAUGGUUAUCGCAACCCAGGAGCCAGCGAAGACCCUCGAGUCCGUGUGUUCCGUCCAGAAUGGUUUGAAGGCAAAGAAGUACUGGAUUUAGGUUGCAAUUCAGGCCACCUAACACUUUAUAUUGCCAAAAUAUUAAGACCUGCUCGUAUAUUGGGCCUUGAUAUUGACAGUGGUCUGGUACAUGCAGCCCGUAAGAACAUAAGGCAUUAUCUGUCUGAGCUGCAGACCCAAGAGGCCCGGCGUGCAGUGCAGGGGAAAAAGAGCACCAAACAGGAGGAGAGGAAUGGAAAUGAGAGCCACACAGGCACAGAAAAGAAGCACAAUGAAGCUGAGAGCACGGUUGAAAAUGGAAAGCCAGUGAAAGGAGAAAGUGGCCCUGCAGAGGCUGUAAAUGACAAUGACUCGUGUCACACAGAUGAGACAGGGACCCAGAGGCAGGACGGCAAAACAGAGGGAACGGGGCAGGAAGAUAGUGAUUUGCCCCCUGCCGAUCAUUCUGUGAGUUGCUCUUUUCCUGUGUCCCUACGGAUCUCCAGGGGGCCAAUCGCUGCACCUCCACUAACAGAAACACCCACAUUACAACCAGGGGAGUUCCCUUCCAAUGUGUCCUUCAUCAAGGCUAAUUAUGUUCUGCAGAACGAUAACCUCCUUUUGACUCAGCAUCCAGAGUAUGAUGUCAUCCUGUGUCUGAGUGUUACCAAAUGGGUUCACCUGAACUGGGGAGACAGUGGUCUGAAACGGCUCUUCAAGAGAGUCUACCGACAUCUCCGUCCAGGAGGCAUGUUCAUCCUUGAGCCUCAGCCCUGGGAGUCUUACGCCCGGAGGAAGAAGCUAACUGAUAACAUAAACAGAAAUUAUCACAACAUCCGUCUGAAACCUGAUCUGUUUUCAUCAUACCUUACAAAUGAGGUGGGCUUCAGAAGUUUUGAGUACCUUGGAGCCCCCAAGUGUUCAAUAAGAGGUUUUCAGAGGCCAAUCUACUUAUUUCACAAAUGACCACUCCUGCCUUGAAGAUCUUGAAUGUGAGUAGCCUAAACCACCACCACCAUACAUACAAGCCAGCCCGGUGACCUGCACUGCAAGGAAUCAUUGGAAUGCUAAACAGAUACGCCAGAUUUUCAGAAGCUGAAGAGGAAAUUCACACAGGAACACGGGACCAAAACGUGGAUUUGAUUUGGAACAGAUGAGCUCUGUCAAGAUGAGGGACUUAUGAGAAGGUUUUGCGACUACAAAUUAUUGAAUGGAUUUGGGAAUAAACUCAAGGCGGGACUCCACAAUGCAUAACCUUAAGCCAAACUAGUAGGUUUGGCCAGACUGCUGAGGAGAUGCUCCUCUGGUCAUUUCCCUGGUCAGUCCAAGUGCUGAUGAUUCCCCAGUUUGAUGCACAGCCACAGCGUGUUUGAGAUCCUUGGCCAUAUAUCUUCACUUUUAUAACUUUAUUCUGUCCUCACUAUUACAUAUAUACAUUGUGCAUAUUAGGGUUGGGCGCUAGGAGAGAGCUUUUCAGUCAGCCACCAUCAAGCUGCCACCUGCUGAAAGCCUGUGUGUUCAGCAUGAUCCCACAGCUCCACUUUGUGCCAUGUGUAGAAAACUACAUUAUACUGCUGGUCUGAAAAGCCAUUAAAAAAGUAUACUUACAUGGUGGAGCACAGGGAACUGGGUUUGUCAUGCUCAAUGCGAUACAGGCUAUCAUGAGGAAAGGCUCAUAUUACAGGUAAUUGUGACUCAUGAUGGCAUCAAAAAGCACCCUGUAGACGCUAAUUACCGACGUCACGGCUAAAGUUUCGAAGUAUAUUGAGACAGAAAUAAAAUUGCACACAUUUUGGUGAAGUUUAAAUCAGCCAAAUAAUGUCCAUCAACUCUAGACUUUCGCUUUUGCCAAAUAUUGAUGUUAUUUUUGUGUCCCAACCCUAAUAUAUUCCUAUAUUUUGAGAAAGAGGCAGAAUAGCUGAGUGAACUUGAAUCUGUUACAGAGCUGUUAAGAAUUAUAGACAUAUUUUAAUAAGAACAAUAUUAAGAAAAAGCUCCUAAAUUGCACAAACCUAAGAACAUAUGAAGUGAUUGAUCAGAUAGAGAGAAUGAUGCACAGGGAGGAAAAGGCACUCAAGUAUGCUUAGGGAAUAGUGGACAUUGCCACCUUUAUCACAAAAUGAAAAGGUUUGCACAGUUUCCAUUCAAGGACUUGUAUAAAGGUAAUAAUGGCCUGAUUAGUAAGCCAUUUUUUUUUAAAUUUUUUUUUCACUUUUUUGUCGUCAUAAUAUAUAGACAGAACAAAAACAACCCAUUCGCUUUUUGAGAAAAUAGUCUCAAUGCAACAUUCACUCCCUUUAUUUUUAAGCUUUAUGAGAGUGGACCACCUGCUAUCAACAUCACUUAAUGCCAGGUGAACCAAAUCCGUUCUCUGAUCAAAGUCAUGAGGUACCAUAGAAAUCCCCAGAAAAGGUUUUUACAUAGAUCUUCAGUAAAAUAAUUUUGUCCACCUGCUUGUGUCUGGUUAAAUUUCAGGAGUAUUGUUUUGAUUGUCAAGGCUCAGGCCUGUGUAAUGCAGGACACCGUGAUUUCCAUGACCUUAUUUUUUUUUAACUCCAUCCUAAUGGUAGGGGGCAUAUUUGAGCCGCAUUGACUCACCUAAAGAUAAUUCAGCACAGAGAUCUGAAAACUAUUUUACGAGGUAGAUCUGUAGCAUAUAGGUAUGUUGGGUUUUUGGGUUGUUUUUUUUUUUUUUUUUUUUCAAGCCAUAGCUCAACCUUCUAUGUUGUUUACAUUGUGUUCCUGGACAUGCUGACUGAGAAUAUAAUUGAGUGUGAAUUAUAGGAGCCUCGCACCUGUUAUUGGCUAUUCACUACAGCAGCACUUUCAUUGUUUAGUGUGGUCUGAAGUUGCACUGAUUAUAUUUUCAUAUCAUCUAUAUUUGGCAGGCAUUAAUCCAAACAGCAUCAAAAUCACUGGUGCUUUUCCAGAUACUUUGUAAAAACAAAACGCAGAUUAAUAUUUGUAGGAAAUUAUUACGAAAAGACUGAAAAAUAUCCACAGGACUUUUUAAGACUUUAUAAUUACUAAUAUGCUGUUUGUAUUAAAGCACUGCCAAAUUAUUAUUUAUGGGCCCUUUAGUCCCUGAUUCUACAACACGUCAUUAUCAGUUUUGUGUUCGGCUGGAGGACAUCCGCUUUUGGUUACGGGAAGCUGAUCAGUCUUUGUGAUUGUAUUUAGGUGUGCAUUUAUCACCAUUCAUCUACAGUCUUUUGUUCAAAGUGAUUGGGAUAUAACAUCUUUCUGUUUUGGUGACUGGGUCAAAUACAUUUGGCAUACUAGGGUAGGAGAUGACUGAGAUGUAUGUUUCUGUUUUAGUAGAAGAUCAGUGUAAAUAAGUUUGGAAAUUUUAUUUUACUGGUGUCAAUAUUAAUUUCAUGAAUGCUUUUGUAAUUUUUUUUCUGUCUUUUUUUGUUUUUCUUUCUGCCAAUUUGUGAGUUGAUCCCAGGUUACAGUUAUUGUCCUUUAAAUGGAUCGUUAAACCAGUUCUGUAACAACAACUGAAUGUGUACAUGGAAAAGUUCAGAUGUUUGCUUUGUUCUCUCCUGGCAGGUGCAUAGAUUGUUAGAUUAGCUCUUUAUUUUUUUUAUAAAGUGUUUGAAAGGAGUGUUGGUGUCGCUGCACUCUCAUUUCACAUUAUUUGACACACUUUGGAUGUUUUACAAUGAGCGAUCAAUCUUCAAAAUGGGAACAAAUCUGAAUACUUUUUAUAAUAUUUGUGGAAUAUUGAUGAACUAAUAAAAUAAAGCUUCAGGUUACAUUGGAAAUUGAAAGUGAUCUAGCAACUAUUUCAUUUGGCCCAAGAGGCACAGGGCACCAAAUCUCACCUUUCUCCUAAGCUAAGACAAUCAGAUUCUCAGGCUUAGAUCAGCUCCUGCUGUCAUUUUAAAGGCAUUUAGCGUUUUAUUAGCGUUGUGACGAUUUCUGCGACCAGCAAAAACUCUGUCCUCCUCAGUCUGUAAUCAGUCCUGUGGAUUGAAGUUCAGAAAAUCUGAGCAUAGUUUUGAGUGUUUGAUCCUGGUUUCCAUGUCGUAAAGAUAAAAAUAAAGAUAAUUCCAUUACAAGUGUACUCUCACACAUGUUGAAGGUUAAUUUAUUUUUAUAUGUGUAAUUGCGCAGUUUUAAAUAACAACCUGAAAACCAGAGAAGAAACAUAACAAGAGAAUUGAGAAAAACCAAGAACCCUUAAAUACUGACGUUAAGAAAAGCUGUCCUGUGCUUUACUGAUGAUGCAUUGGCUAUGAUUUUUUUUUUUUUUUUUUGUCUGUGGCACAAAUAAGCCCUGAUUAAAAAAAAAAAAAAAACAAAGGCUGUGCUUACUUCUGCAUUCCUAGUUGUUAUUUAUUUACAUGUUUACCAGACAUCAUCAAAUUGUUCUGUCACUGAAGUUCAAUAGAAAAAACACAGGGUGUAUUAUUUUUAUGACACCAUUAUUCAGCUCUCUGUGUUGACUUUGCACUGAUACGACUCGAGGGAUUAUUGGUUUAGUGAGUUUUAGAGUUAAUAUUUUACAUGUACCAUACUUUUGCUAGAUUUUUUUUUUUUUUUUUUUGAAAAGUGGUGAUAAAACACCCUGGUGUCAGGGAAAGCUUUUACAUUUAAUGCCUCUGAACAACAUGAUCUAUUUGAAUGUUUGUGUUCAAUAUUUUAACUGAUUAAAAGAGAAUCCAGA